Molecule: messenger RNA, 1274 nt
Organism: Drosophila ananassae
Lineage: Eukaryota; Metazoa; Arthropoda; Insecta; Diptera; Drosophilidae
Exons: 3
Coding region: 834-1148 (104 amino acids)
Source: RefSeq, a predicted model, not a curated record
UCAACGUUCUAAGAUGCGUCUAGCAAUUGGAAUAUUCUUGGGCUUUGCGGUAUUUCUUUUGGCUGGCAGUGAUGCAGCCGUAUAUCGUGGGAUCUACAAGGAUCCAGCUCACCCUGGAAAGUGUGUCGUGCAAGGACUCGUGCUUAGCUCUGGUCAGACUGCUCGCCACCCCACAAAAUGUGAGCGAAUCAUUUGCGGCAACGACGGCAAUGUGCAAUUCCAUUCAUGCGGUGCCUAUGGACUUCCCCCUGGAAAAAAGUUCGGGAAAUACACUUCCCCUAAAUCUGAUUAUCCCGCAUGUUGUGAUCGAGAAAUUAUAGAUGCCUAGAUAAAAAACAUUAAUUUUUUAUCAGAAAAAAAUGUUCUUUGAAGAAACCCAACAAAAAUUAAUUUUUUAUAAUUUUAGAAUUCCAAUUUUUAAACAGCUUGUUUAUAUUCUUCUAAGUAUUUUUACUAAGCUGCUGAUAAUUUUAAUCUAAGAACCCUAUUGACUUUUCGUAUGUACAUACAUAUGUACUGCAUUAAUGAUUAAAUAAUUUGAAUUUAAAAUGCACUGGACAAAUCUGAGCAUAUUCGUUUAUUUAUUCGCUGCCCGCAAUUUUAUAAAAUUAUAGUCAAGAAGUCAAUUUUGUCAUUUCAUAUUUAAGUUUUGUUCUUUCAAUUUUUUGUUUUAAGUUGAAAUUGAAAUAAUGAGGGACACGAAUUUUUGUGUAGUGUAUAGAUUGUUAUCUUUGUUGCUUUUGGCUUGUCGUUCGACCUGUUUUUAGACAAUCGCAAUGAAUUAGAAAUAUAUUCAAUUGAUUCAGUAGUCGAAUAGAUUUCAACGCCCUAAGAUGCGUCUAGCUGUCGGAAUAUUUUUGGCCUUUGCCGUGUUUCUCUUGUCUGGCAGUGAUGCAGCCGUUUAUCGUGGGAUCUUCAAGGAUCCUGCUCACCCUGGAAAGUGUGUCGUGGAAGGACUCGUGCUUAGCUCUGGCCAGACUGCUCGCCAUCCGACAAAAUGUGAGCGAAUCAAUUGCGGCAGCGACGGCAAUGUAGAAUUCCACUCAUGCGGUGCUUAUGGACUUCCCCCAGGCAAAAAGUUCGGCAAAUACACUUCCCCUAAAUCCGAUUAUCCUGCUUGUUGUGAUCGAGAAAUUAUAGAUGCCUAGAUUUUAUUUAUUUCAAAAAUUAAAUGAAUUAUUUUUAAUUGGGAUUGUUGAUUAAGAAUGUCUGCGAUACCUUCCAAAAAAGUUUUCCUUUGAAAAGAUUGAAAUAAAACAUUUUCAAGUAAAAAA